GGCUUCACGCUGGGGUGGCACUGAGCACCCCUUAGCCACGCCCAUGACUAUAUAUUUAAAAGAGUGUCGUCUGAUGUUAUUCUCCAAAGACUUCCAUCAAACACAAGAGUGUUAACAGCGUGGUUUUGAACUCAACGUGGCGCUCGCGCUGGUUUCAGUCUGCAGACGUGUGGUCGGUGCUGCACGCGCAUGUGCUCCAUGUGCGGAAUAAACCCCACCCACGCGCUUCCACGCCACUCCAAACGCUACUUCCCGCUCACGCGCCUAAAAAAAAUCCACUUCUCUCUCUCUCUCUGGGUCGGAAAACUCGUCCACAUCUCUCGGAAUUAAAUUAGAAAAAUGGGGGGAGUGCGGAUCCCAAGGCAGAUGUUUCUGUGCAGCAUGGCGGGCAUAUAUUUAUUUGCUUUUGCGUCUCUCUACAUCCAGAUACCAGGUCUGUACGGGGAGGAUGGUGUAAAGCCAGUGCAUCUGCCCCGAGUGGAGACGCCUCUUCUGGAGAAGCUGCAGGACGUCCCGUCCCUCCUGUGGCUGGCUCCGUCCUUGGGCAUCGGACCUCAGCAGGGUCUGGAGCUCAUCUGCCUGCUGGGGGCGCUGCUGAGCCUGGGAGCCGUGCUGCUGAGUGGCCUGAGAGACAGUCUGGUUUAUCUCUGCCUCUGGGCGCUUUACCUUUCACUGUACACUGUUGGGGGAGAUUUUCUUCACUCCGAGUGGGACAGCCUUCUGUUGGAGGCAGGUUUUCUGGCCUUCCUGGUCGCUCCGUGUGGUUUACUGCGAAGCUUUUCUGCUCCACAUGAUACUGUGACCUUCUGGUUGACCCGCUGGCUGCUCUUCAGGCUUGUGCUUUGCACUGGGGUGAGCAAGCUGGCCAGUGGUGACCCGUGCUGGUGGGACCUCACAGCACUGAGUCGACAUUAUGACACCCAAGCAAGCCCCACCCCCUUGGCCUGGUACGCCCAUCAGCUUCCUGAUUGGCUGUCGAGGCUCGGUGCAGUUUGCGUAUUGGCAGUUGAGAUUGCCGUUCCGCUUCUGAUGUUCUUCAUCCCUGUUCGUGGAUUAAGAAUCAACGCCUUUUCCAUCCUGGUGGUUCUCCAGCUCUGUAACAUCCUCUUGGGCGGCUGCAGUCUGUUCAACCUGCUGACCAUCGCACUGGCCUUCUCUCUGCUGGACGAUGAGGUGUUUGACUGCUCGCCAGUCUCCAAGAAAAAGGCCAAGACUAAGACUUGGGGCCAGUUUUUGGUUUCAAGUCUGACCUUUCUUUUCAAGCUGUCUGUCCAUCUCCUUGUUAUUUUCAGUGCAGUAAAGUUCUUUAAGCUGGAGAUCCAUUGGGAAAAGAAGAUUGUGACAUCUAAACCAACCUUUUCCCGAGAAAGCUUUAAUGACUUUGUGAGCCAGAUCCAGGUUCCUAGCAUUUGGAUCGGAGUGCUUUCUCUGACUUGGGAAGUUGUAGCUGCCCUGCUUAAGUGCUUGUAUGUACGAGGAAUCCUGGGCAAGCUGUGGGCGCUCCUCCAGUGGGCCACGUUCACUGCUGCCACUGUGGGGGUUUUCACCCUCAGCCUUGUUCCGUACACUGCCCUGGCAGGAAUGUCCAGCAGUAAAAUUUUACCCGAGGUGAGGGAGGCCUAUGAAGCUGUGGAGAAGUUUCACCUCGUCAGUUCAUAUGGCAUUCAGCACAGAAUGAUUCCUCCUGCAGGACGGCCUGAGAUCGUCAUUGAAGGCAGCAUGGAUAAGAAAACAUGGACGGAGCUGAGCUUCAUGUAUAAGCCCGGCAGUAUGAGUGGAUUUCCUGCAGUUCUCGGGCCUCAUGAGCCGCGGUUGGACUGGCUGCUGUGGGAAGCUGCUCGAGCAAAACAUGACCAGAGCCCCUGGUUUGCAGGCCUGAUCCAGCGCCUGCUGGAGGGCAAACAGGACGUGCUGAGUCUGCUGCAGGUGGAUGAAGCUCAGUAUCCUUUUAGCUCCAAACCACCAGCCUUCAUCAGGGCUAAAGUCUACCACUACCAUUUCACCCACGCCCCUGAAGACGGGACGGAAGCACUGGCGUGGUGGAAACGGCAGUAUGUGACUGAAUUCUUUCCCACAGUGCACUUGGGUGACCCUGCACUUGACGAGUUGCUGAGUGAAGCUGGACUUAAGGAGGAGUUCCUAGUCCAGCCUGUUUCAGACACCCCCCUAUCACAGGCUCUGAGUGUGGUCCAAGGCCAGGCGAAGGGUCUUUCUGGACACGUUCUGACUUCAAGCCUGUUCGCCAGCGUGGCCUCCAUCCUCCUCAUCAAAGCCCUGUUCUCUCGGACCAGGAGCACUAAAAGCACAAAACCCAGACCUGCUGCGUCUGAACAAAAGAGUAAGAAAUCCAGAGACCACACUGAACCCUCUGAGAAAAGCCGCAGUGCCUCCAGCCGAGGAGGCAAGAAGGAGAACUCGGAAGAGAGGAAGCUGGACUCUGAUAAAAGCCCACGCAAGAGGAAGUGAGCGCCGGAACGCCAUAUCCGGCAAAAAUGGAGGAUUUAUUCUCAGGUGUAUGCUGACUACGCAAUUACCGUCCAAUUCUAUACAUUAAAUUAUUUUUCUAAACCCCCUCUCUGAUUAGCAAAAUGUUAUUUGGUCUAAUAAGCUCAGAUUGCAGCUUUAUAUCAUGUACUCUGUAACAGAACCACUGUAUGCACCAGGGCUUUGAAUGAUCAUGCGUCUUCUUUGGACAAUGUGUGAUGUGUUUAUUUUUUUCUGUAAGGGCUCAAAACAUUAGCACUUUCCCUGGUAACUCUGUUUGUCAUAAAUUCAGAAUUGGUUUGAAAUCUUUGGAGUUGUUAAUAUUUUUAUAGGAUCUUUUCAAGAGCAAUCUGCACAUCGUCUCGUUUAAUCACGUUCACCUAAAGAAAUAAUGUCGAGAUGUGUAUUUUUGUCCCAUGGUCUAAACUUCUGAUAAUUAUUAAAAGUGUGAUGUUUCAUA
Molecule: messenger RNA, 2944 nt
Organism: Pangasianodon hypophthalmus (striped catfish)
Lineage: Eukaryota; Metazoa; Chordata; Actinopteri; Siluriformes; Pangasiidae
Gene: lmf2b
Product: lipase maturation factor 2b
Exons: 14
Coding region: 340-2466 (708 amino acids)
Biological process (GO): protein maturation
Cellular component (GO): endoplasmic reticulum membrane
Source: RefSeq, a predicted model, not a curated record